UUGCCAGGUUGGCUUUAACGCCUCCGCCUGUGCGCAGAUUGUCCCGGGCUGAAGGCGCCACCUCCGGGCGCUCUGGCGCGAGCCGCCCCUCCUCCCGCGUGUCCAUCCUCCCGCCGCUCCUCCUCGGCCGCCCCUUGGCUCCUCCCCGGCCACGCGCCUGCCCCGACCUCCAGCCGCCUUCCGAGGCCGCAGGCGCCGGGCGGAGCACAAGGUGUAAGGCGGCCCGCUUCAUCCCGGGCCGCCGCCUCCGAGCAGUCGGCGCGGGAGGCACCAUGCAGACGUGCGGAGGUGGCGCCGCGGGACGCCGGGCUUUCGACAGCAUCUGUCCCAACAGGAUGCUGGAGACGCCCCGCCGGCCCCUCGGCAAGCCAGGGACGUUGGACAGGAAGUUCGCCUCUCCGCUCAAGUUCUUUCCCGGAUGCAGCGGAGGCAAACGGGUGUUGGUGUACCAGGAUCCCCCCGACGCGGAGUCUGCAGCGCUGCCAGCCCUCACCACCAUAGACCUACAGGACCUCGCCGACUGCUCCUCGCUACUCGGGACCGACGCGCCGCCUAGUGAUAACCCGGCCGCCUCGCAGAACCACUCCCUGCCAGCCGAAGGGGACUUGGAUCUGCAGGAUUUCCGAGACGCGGUGGACGACCUGAUAUCAGACUCAUCCUCGUUGAUGUCACCUGCCCUAGCCGACGAUGGUUUUUCUUUCUCUCCUUGCGACUCGUCGCCCUUCGAACCCUGCCUCUCCCGGCCUCUGGAGCCGAGGGCCCUGCCGUCCCCGCCGCUGUGCCCCCAAGAUGUGCCCCCGCCAGAGCAGUACUGGAAGGAGGUGGCCGACCAGAACCAGAGGGCGCUGGGGAACGCUCUUGUGGAGAAUAACCAACUACACGUGACCCUGACCCAGAAGCAGGAGGAGAUUGCCUCGCUGAGGGAGCGGAACGUGCAGCUCAAAGAACUCGCCAGUCGGACCCGGCAUCUGGCCUCGGUGCUGGAUAAGCUGAUGAUCACGCAGUCCCGAGAUUGCGGAGCCAGGACCGAGCCCUUGCUGCUCAAGGCGACAGCCAAAAGGAGCCUGGAGGAGCUGUUCAGCGCUGCGGGGCAGGAUUGCGCUGAGGUGGACGCCAUUCUGAGGGAGAUUUCCCAGCGCUGCGAUGAAGCCCUCCAGAGCCGAGAACCCAAACGGCCCCGGCUGCAGCCUGAGCCCGCCAGCGCGGACAGCUUGCCCGGGAAUCUGCACGGUGCCUUCCGGGGACUGCGCACCGACUGCGGCCAGGGCGCCUUGAACCUGAGCUACAGCGAGCUGGAGGAGGGCGGCUCCUUCAGCACGCCCAUCCGCAGUCACAGCACCAUCCGCACUCUCGCCUUCCCUCAGGGCAACGCCUUCACCAUCCGGACAGCCAGCGGCGGGUACAAAUUCCGCUGGGUCCCCAGUUGACCUGGGGACCGGUUUCCCCCAAAACACUGCCCUGUGCUGAGCGACCCAAGCGCCUGGAGUCGCUGUAACCGUUUCCCU
This is a messenger RNA of Ochotona princeps (American pika), 1505 nucleotides long. It is a transcript of the gene MCIDAS, whose product is annotated as multiciliate differentiation and DNA synthesis associated cell cycle protein. NCBI's taxonomy places the organism in Eukaryota, Metazoa, Chordata, Mammalia, Lagomorpha, Ochotonidae. The record is from RefSeq and is a predicted model, not a curated record. Gene Ontology annotation, cellular component: nucleus. Bases 273 to 1427 code for a protein of 384 amino acids. Gene Ontology annotation, biological process: negative regulation of DNA replication; negative regulation of cell cycle. The transcript is spliced from 7 exons.